Alligator sinensis (Chinese alligator) is the source of this 4998-nucleotide messenger RNA. RefSeq names its product solute carrier family 25 member 19 (gene SLC25A19). Gene Ontology annotation, molecular function: thiamine transmembrane transporter activity. Bases 90 to 1115 code for a protein of 341 amino acids. The record is from RefSeq and is a predicted model, not a curated record. Gene Ontology annotation, cellular component: mitochondrial inner membrane. Lineage: Eukaryota; Metazoa; Chordata; Crocodylia; Alligatoridae. Gene Ontology annotation, biological process: thiamine pyrophosphate transmembrane transport. The transcript has 5 exons.
GGCCCCAAGUUAACAGUUUGCCUUGCAGCUAAUUCAGUUCAUUGCCCCUUAAGCCUGGCGCGUAAGGGCUUGUCCCUCCUCCUGCUUUGAUGCAGCCCCAGAUGCAGCCGCCGUCUGUUUUUAGUCUUGGUGCUGCGCUGUCGUUCGGUCCCAGUUGCGCCCCUGGGCGGGGGUACAGGGGGAGCCCAGGUUUCCAGGAUCAGGUCACAGCACGUGGCAUGGGUCAGCGUUUAACCAUGAGGCUGAAAUAUAUUCUCUGUGCCCUUCUCCAGCUUCAGAUUGAGCAGCUCUCCUCCAGCCACCCUCUGGCUAAAUACCACGGCAUCGUGCAAGCCGCGCGCCGGAUCUCCCGGGAGGAAGGGUGGGCAGCCUUCUGGAAGGGGCACGUCCCUGCUCAGCUCCUCUCCAUCAGCUACGGGGCGGUUCAGUUUGUGGCUUUCGAAGGCCUGACGGAGCUGGUGCACACUGCCACGCCGUACAACGCCCGCGACUUCUCCGUGCACUUUGUGUGUGGUGGCCUGUCCGCUUGCACUGCCACCAUGACGGUCCAGCCGCUGGACACGCUACGCACCCGCUUCGCUGCUCAGGGCGAGCCUAAGGUUUACAGGAACCUUCGUCAUGCUGUGGGGACCAUGUACAAGACCGAGGGGCUGCUGACCUUUUACAGAGGAUUGACACCUACUGUCAUAGCCGUGUUCCCAUAUGCUGGUCUCCAGUUCUCCUCCUACAAUAUCCUGCAGCAGAUGUAUGAAUGGGUGAUACCAGCUGAAGAAAAGAAAGCAGGUAACCUUAGAAAUCUUGUGUGUGGCAGCUGUGCUGGAGUCAUGAGCAAAACCCUCACUUACCCUUUUGACCUAUUCAAAAAGCGACUACAGGUGGGAGGGUUUGAGCAGGCACGGGCAGCCUUUGGACAGGUGCGGACUUACAGGGGUUUCAUGGACUGUGCCACGCAGAUUGUGCAAGAGGAGGGACCCAGUGGAUUCUUUAAGGGUUUGUCCCCCAGCUUGCUGAAGGCUGCCUUUUCUACUGGCUUCACUUUCUUCUGGUAUGAGCUCUUCUUGAACCUGUUCUGUGCCCUAAAGGACCCUGGGGCAGGGAGGCUGAAGGGGACAUGACUUACCUGCCGUGGUUGCUUGGUGGAGGAGCAAGAGUAGUGGUGUCACGUGGAAUAUGGAGGGGAAGGGCAGGCCCCCCUGCCAAAGCUCCGAAUGCACAUCUCAUAGCUCUGGAGGAAAAUGGUGCUUGGCUCUAACCAAAGGACUGCAGGUGACCACGACCUGUCAUGGACAAUCAGUCUGGUUGCUUGAAGUUGUUACACUCGACACUUUUUGCGUGCCUCCCAUGGCAUUGGCACUCACCUUGGGAGAAAAAGAAAUGGCAUUACUACCUAUGGCAUUCUCUGAAGAGGGAUUGGAUGAAGUGGGUGAAAUCCCACCAGUGAUUACAGAGACCUGCCUUGCUUAGCUUGUGCUGCUUAACCAAUGUCAACGAGAUCUUCAGCUCCCAGCUUGAGGGUCUGUCACUUGCCUUAUAUUCCUCUCUCUGCUGUACAGGUAGCAGGGCUUGUGUGGAGAUGUGCACUCUCUCUAUGAUCUGCAAUUGUCCUCUGUCCCUUCUCUUUGCCACCCUCUCCUCCUAUCCACUGACACUUGCUGGCUCCACAUCUUCAGCCACUUCACACACCUUGUUUGUGCCAACCUAGGCCAGCUCUUCCUGGAAUUGGUCAGCUUUAUUAUUUUUUCCGAGCCUCCCUUACUCUGCCUGCAUGUUCUCCUAGGCAUCAUUAGGGUUUUCUUUUGCCAUUGUAAUGUUUUGAUAGACAGAUCGGCAGCUCUAACUCUUGCUGCUCUCGGGAGGGAAUCUCCACCCACAUUCCCAUUUUAGCUUCUCAUGAGGCUGUGCUUUGGUAUUGGACUGCAGCGAUGAAACAGUCCUGCAGAGAUUUUUCAGACCCAGAGUUUCACUUACUUUAAAAUGAAGGAAAGUCCUGUAGAUAUUAUUAUAUAUUAUAUAUAGACAUACACGCUCACAUAUAGAGAGAGAUACACGUGCACACAUACACGCACACGUACAAAUAUGAUUUAUUGCUUGCUCUGUAUUUUUAGCCAAUGUCUUUGUGGAGCCAACGAACACGUUUUUGGCCCACUUGCAAGCACAGCUUUAGCCUAAGUUACUUUGCAGUGCUGCUUAGAUAAGGCAACUAUUCUGGCAAGAUGAGGCUCAUUUGAGGCUGAAUGAACAGGCUUGUCAGUGUCAGAUCAAGUGAAAUCAGUGUGUGGUAAAUAGAAAAGGGCUGAAGCAGGUAGGAAGGAAGUGCUCUUCUGAAGCUUCAGCUAGUUUUAUGGGUAAAACUGAUUUAUGUAGUAGUGAAACGACUGUGUCUUUGCCUCAUCCUGUUGUCUGCUCAGGCUAAGCAGGGUGGGGCCAGGCUAGCAUUUGGAUAGCAGAUCUAUGGGGAGAGCCCACAGUGCUACAAAAAAAAUGAGUGAAUCAUUCAGUGAGUGACUCAGAGGGUGUGGCCCCAAGGCCUCUGUGGGAUUAGACAGCGCUUUAUUACUCUCCAGUAAGAGCCAGUACAAAAGCCUUAAAUACUUCUGGUUCUAUGCAUCUUGGGUCACUUUUUGUCAUAGUGGGGGUGUUAGUCCCAGGGACUUGGCCAGAUUGCAGCGUGAGCAAGUCCAUCCCACUGAUCCCCACUCCCUUGGCAAUUCCAGUUGUGCAUCAGUCUAACUUUUGUCCUGAGCUGUUGUUGUGGGGGUACUUUUCAACAACAGCUGUACCUGUCCUUGUCUCCCUCCACCACCACCACUAGGUGGCAUUACGUCGGGGACAAGUGACGCACUGCUUUCGUUCUCGUGCUACCCGGAAGUGGUACAAUGCUUUGUAUGUCAAGGGCUCUUGCAUCAUCUGCCCAAGUGUUAGAGGAGUGCAAAGCAGCUAAUUCCUGCAGCAGGCAGAAGCAGUAUCUGCAGGGCCUGAUGGAAAAUCAUAGAGGAAGCUGAGGUAUGAGCCUGCAGUGGGAAGUGGUGCGUAUGUAGAGAUGGAAGUGAUGGCACCACUUAGGGGGGGCCUUCCCUGAGCCUGGAGAAAGUCCUCGAAUGGCAUUUUCAACAGUGCCUACACCCCACUGAUGUUUUCCAGCCAUGCCCAAUGUCCCUAGCCUUGGUAUAAAUUGCAAUCUGUCCUUCUCUAGCAUCUUUAGCCUGUAACCUCUGGAACGUGUGGCACCUGCUAAUGAUCCUGACCAUACAGUAUCCCUGGAGAUGUAGAGAGGCAUUAUCCUCCCUUCCGGAGCAUGGGAAAUUGCAACUGGCCCUUGACUGUCUAUGGUUGGGAAACAGUGGGUGAAGUGAAGGGAGGAGACAGACCACAGCAGCGCAUCUUCCCAUUAUCUCUGAGUUACCAGGCCUGUCGGGAAUAUAAACACUCCAUGCACCCCUUUCAGAAAGCUUUUCUUUUCUUUCCCACCAUCCUCCCAUAAACUCCUGUAAAGCUCUUCUGUAGCCAUGCAGAUGCACAGUAGAUCUGACUGGGAGUGACAGGUAUGGAGUUGAAGAGUCAAGGGUCUUUUCUGCCUUUGGUCAUUGGAGUCGUGGAAUUGCAGAGCACCUGCCCCGCCUUGGGGGAACGCUGUUCUUCGAGUGUGUGGCUGGGGCUGGAGACAGCCCUGGCAACAGUCAGAGAGGCUGAGGCUGGUUUGUUGUGCGAACACCACCGCUGCUACACACAGGGCAUUGGAGCAGGAAACGGGAAGUUUGGAGCAGAUCUUCCUCUUGAGAAAUGGCCUCGGAUUCUCUGUGCUGUGCAUUAAGUGACCCAUCUUGAGUUGUCACAGUGCCUUGCCCAGAAGAAAGGGCAAAGAAGUCGGAGUCCUUUGAGGCACUUUGUGGUGCAUUUUUGAUCCAGAGUGUGUGCUGACGCAGCUCUGGGCUGUGGGUAUGGGGCUCUGAAUGGGCAGAGAGCCUUUAUACUGAUCCUGGCCUCUGAUGGAGGAGGCAGGGGAUGAGCAGCUUCAACCUUAGGGUGAAAGAGCCAUGGCACAGAGUCACUUUACUACCUGUCUGCUUGCCCACAUCAUCUGGCUUUAGAGCCUGUCUUCAAAGUGCCCAUUGCUAGUCUUUAAAUACGAGUCACAAAAGCAGCACCUCUCAUUAGGUAAAAGAGACGUUUGACUCCAUAUGAACAAUUAGCAGCGUAGGUUUUACAUUUUGGUGCUGACGGGCUUUGCCGGACCAGUAUCCCUGAAGCUAGAAUCAGAAGAAUGGGAGAUGAAGAUCUGUGAGGUCACCCUCUUCCUCCCACCUGCCAUCACAAAACUGUUCUUAGAGAGUAUGUACCCACGUUGAGGCCAGUUUCAAGUAGGGUUCAAGCCACCUCCCUGGUGAGUCUAAUUGGUAGCAGCAAUUGGGAUUGUAUUCCAAUAUAAUCCUACAGGCGGGGAUUGGCUUCGUCUGCAAUUCAGCCCACCACCUGCUCAGUGAUUGCCUGGGUCUUUUCUAGUGCCUUUUGCCAACGAAUUCAAAAGCACUUUACUAGGUAGAGCAUUACAUGCUGAUUGAACAUCUGCAGCAUUACAUGCUGAUUGUUGGGAUAUCUACAGCUGCACCUAAACAGUCUUGAAUGGUGGAACUCUACGCACAGACCUUCACUGGACACGGUGCCCAACUGAUCUGAUAAAUCCAGUGGUUUCCCAGUGUUGGCAUGUGAUUUUUUUUUCCCCAUGUAGCAUUGACUAGUUAUCGAGACUACAUGUACUGUAGCACAUGCUUCUCAGGAUGAUGGAAAGCACUGAAUGGGUUGCGUUAGUGAAAGAAAUACCUGCUCCAAAGUGGGUUCUUUUCCCUUUUGGUUUGAAGGCCUUCCCCUUCUGCAGCUUGUUUCUCCAUUGUCUGAACAGACUUUUCCAGCUGCAGUAGUCUUUAGGUUUCUGACCUGCAGCAGGUUUUCUCAAUGCACUUAAAGCAUGUGCCAUUUCUAAAACAUUAAAUAUUUUUAUUA